Molecule: messenger RNA, 511 nt
Organism: Rhododendron vialii
Lineage: Eukaryota; Viridiplantae; Streptophyta; Magnoliopsida; Ericales; Ericaceae
Product: ethylene-responsive transcription factor ERF098-like
Exons: 1
Coding region: 1-444 (147 amino acids)
Biological process (GO): regulation of DNA-templated transcription; ethylene-activated signaling pathway
Molecular function (GO): DNA binding; DNA-binding transcription factor activity
Source: RefSeq, a predicted model, not a curated record
AUGGAAGGAGCUGAGAAAGGAGAAGGGGAGGCACCAGAAAGGGGGAGCGGAGAGGCCAAGUACAGGGGCAUCAGGAGGCGGCCGUGGGGGAAGUACGCGGCGGAGAUACGUGAUUCGAAGCGAAACGGGACCCGGAUGUGGUUGGGGACGUUCGGGACGGCGGAGGAGGCGGCACGGGCUUACGACAAGGCGGCUUACGCGAUGAGAGGCCAUCAAGCCAUUCUGAACUUCCCGAACGAGUUUCAUUCUGACGACAGUGCUUCGUUGAGGUCUCCUCCUUCUUGUACUGUGAGUUCAUCUUCUUCAUCAUCUAGUACUAGGCGUGAAGGAGGAGAAGAGCAAGACAAGGCCAUUGAGUUUGAGUAUUUUGAUAAUAAGUUGUUGGAGGAGCUUCUUGAGGUAAAAGAGGAGGGGCAAGAGAUGAAAAAGGCCAAGUUUAAGUGACUUGAUCGAACAUCUGGGUUUUUGUUGGGUACAAAAAAUGGUUUCUUUGGCUUUCUAUUGAAUUUUU